Molecule: messenger RNA, 321 nt
Organism: Malus domestica (apple)
Lineage: Eukaryota; Viridiplantae; Streptophyta; Magnoliopsida; Rosales; Rosaceae
Product: S-protein homolog 1-like
Source: RefSeq, a predicted model, not a curated record
AUGGGGGCUUCAAGAACAUUGGUAGCUCAUUGUGAAUCCCUAGAUGAUGACCUCGGAAUUCGAGACAUUUCAGCUGGGAAUGAAUUCAAUUGGAGUUUCAGAGAGAACCUCUCUGGAAGUACGUUGUACUGGUGCGACAUGCACAACGACCACCAGUACGCUUCCUUUAAGGUGUUUUGGCCAGAGAGUAACCACAGUUGGCUUCGCUACAGAUGCAACUAUAAAGAGUGCUUUUGGAUUGCUAAAGAUGAUGGGAUUUAUCUACGAGUCAUUCUUGAAAGUCGUGACGAGUUUCAGCUUAAAUGGGAACCAGGGUGGUAA